GUGGAGCCUGCAGAGCCAGGGGAGCAGCAGGCGUGCGCACAGCGCGUGUCCCGGGCUACACGCCGGAAAGACACCUUCCUCCGUUGCAUGCGGGAGGAAGAGUACAGGCCCCCAGGGGGCGGGGUUUGCAGCACCUGAGGUCGCCAUGGCUACCGAGCCCGAGACCCCUGAGGCCGCCUUGGCUGCGGAGCCCGCGGUGCCAUCGCUUGUGGAUCGUUACUUCACUCGCUGGUACAAAGCGGAUGUCAAAGGAAAACCCUGUGAGGACCACUGUAUACUACAACACUCUAACCGGAGUUUGGUUGACAAGAAUGAGUCUUGCAGUGCCUACGCUAAACAAAUAAACUUGGUUACCCAAACAUCCAAAUGGAGGACCACACCCUCAGUCGGCUACUACCUCAAAAUAUGUGUCAUCACACUGGCAGGAUCCCAUCUAGUUCUUCAAAGUGGAAAAGCAAUUAAAAGCAUUUUCUAUCAAAUCAGUUCCAACUGUAGCAGACUUCAGAACAAAGUCUCUGGGAAAUUUAAGCGGGGGGCACAGUUUCUAACAGAACUUGCACCUCUGUGUAAGAUUUACUGCUCUGAUGGAGAAGAAUACACCAUGUCUAGACUAAUUUGGCCUCUCCCGUUGUGGAGCACAGGCUCCAGACGCGCAGGCUCAGCGGCCAUGGCUCAUGGGCCCAGCCUCUCCGCGGCAUGUGGGAUCUUCCCGGACCGGGGCACGAACCCGUGUUCCCUGCAUCGGCAGACGGACUCUCAACCACUGCGCCAACAGGGAAGCCCUAGACUAAGUUUUUAAAUGUGAGUUUAAGAUAGAGAAAUUAUCUUACCUUCUUCAACAGUUUAUAGCAAAAUGAGAGAAGUUGGAUCAAAAUAGCCAUUAUGCCUCUUGUCUUUGUAAUACUCUUAUCAACCAUAGUGACAGAAAGCAAGCAAAUCAAAUUCUUAUAAGGAGGCCCUCAAAAGACUUUAUCGUUUAUUUAGUUUGAAAAUGGUAAACAUUUCUUCUAAGGGAUCUCAAAGGGUAUGUAGAUUAAGGCAUCUGAGCUGACUUGAUGACCUAAGGUCCCAGAACUCAGAAGCAGGGACUGUUGCCCAAGUCUCAUGCCAAUUUCAUGGAACCCCAGGAAAAAUGGAUGGAAAAUCAACCUGUUCUAUUUCAGACGGUUUAGGGGCCUCUCAAAGGGCACCAAAUAGUGGCAGUGAACCCCCUUCUUUGCAAUUCCUUGCACUCUUUUUUGCACUGAGACUCCCUAAAACAAACAAUAGAAGCCCUUCACUCUGAGGGGUCUGUGCCCUAGUUAGUCAGGUGAUGAUGUUGGGAUUUAAGGGUAGCUGCUCUGUGCUAUGGUAUUAAUCACGUCCAAAAAGCUAAUUUAUUUGGUGAACCUACUGCUUCCUGGGGUCAGUUGUAACUGCAGAUGUUAAAUGGUUCUUGCAGUCAAGGCAGGAAAAAUGGAAAUAAAUUGUUCUUCUGUGGGUAUUAACACUUUAUUUGAAGAAAAAGGGACUGGAAGCUAACCUAAUAAAAAAAGAAGUGUGAAAGUUUCUCAAGUGCUUUCCUGAAUGUCCCACCCUCCCUUUUACCUUUAGAAACACUUGAUUCUGCAAGGGUGUCAGUUACUGUCUGGAGCUGGUGGCAUAGAAGAACAAGCUUGUUUAUUUCCAGGAGAAGCAUAAGCUUAUCAUCAUCUUUCAGCUGAAAUGUAAAUAAGGAAGUUAUAACAACUCCAAUGAAGUUCCACCUUUUAAACCUUAAGUACCUUUAUACCUCAAUAAUAUACCCUCAAAGUGGGUAUUUACGACAUCACCACCAGCACCAGGCAGGGAUACGUGCAUUACCUGUUUUGAGAAAACUUGCACACUUGAAGCAAGCUUCAAACCCUCUUCAGCAAAAACUGGGUAGAAAGGAAAAACAUCACUACGUUAGGUGUAUGUUGUCUAGAUAGUUGGUAAGAAAUACACUCAUGGAUAAUUUUCAUACAGAAUGUAAAAAAUAAAACCUAAACAUAAAAGGUC
Orcinus orca (killer whale) is the source of this 2019-nucleotide messenger RNA. RefSeq names its product protein Abitram-like. Bases 146 to 799 code for a protein of 217 amino acids. The transcript has 6 exons. NCBI's taxonomy places the organism in Eukaryota, Metazoa, Chordata, Mammalia, Artiodactyla, Delphinidae. The record is from RefSeq and is a predicted model, not a curated record. Gene Ontology annotation, cellular component: dendrite; lamellipodium; nucleus. Gene Ontology annotation, molecular function: actin monomer binding; actin filament binding. Gene Ontology annotation, biological process: dendrite morphogenesis; regulation of filopodium assembly; regulation of actin filament polymerization.